Molecule: messenger RNA, 1712 nt
Organism: Caenorhabditis auriculariae
Lineage: Eukaryota; Metazoa; Nematoda; Chromadorea; Rhabditida; Rhabditidae
Source: the annotation of a GenBank genome assembly
AUGCGGAGUGUCCUCCAUGCGCUCAUACUCGUCACCGUCGUCGUUAGCCGUGCUCCAGAGGAAGAUUCUUCUGAAGACGUCGCUGAAACUGUUGCCCCCACCACACUGGUCAAGGUUCUCUCCAUGCUCCAUCUCUUCAGAAAAUAUCUAAAAGAAUGUAAAAAUUACAAGCGAGUUGUUUGUUGUCUAUUUUUUUUUCUCAACUAGGGGCUUUUUCAACCUGGAAAUCAUUCUCGUGGUUUAAAAAAAGCUUUGUAACGGUUGUCGCUGUAUCUUCUGUUUUGAAAUUUUCCAAAAUUUUGCAAAAAAAAACUUUUCUUGGUUAUAUGGUUCAGUAAUUGUGAUAUAUCUGAUCGUUUUGCAGGGAGCAAACUGCGAACUUCCAGCAUUCACCAACCUUCUGCCACUUCAUUAUCGCAGAGAACUACGUAAAAUCUGGUCAGGAUUCAUAACCUCGGCGGCGGCGAAGAAAUGCGAAAGGUGAGGUUUUCGGAAGGAAAAAACUCUCCUUUGGUCGAUCGUUUUCCUAAUCCCCGACACGAUUCAGACAGCUGGCGCAGACGCGUGAACUGGUGGAGAGCCUUCCUGAAGACGUGAAGGUGCGCGUUCUCGAGUGGGGGAGCACCGGAACGGCUCCGUCCAAAACCUCUUUUCUCGUUGGCCUUUCCGUCGAGCAGACUCGCGAGUUUGCCGCCGUAAGUCCUUUUACUCUUGCUUUUGUCAUCUUGGCAGCUUGCAGAUAAUGGGUAACCGGUCUCGGAGCGCUUCGGAAAGAAGUCAAUCACUGCGAGAAUGGGCCAGCGUCACGCUGGACCUCGACGCCGCCAAUCAGAUGGAGCAGUUCAUUCAGUUCUUGAAUCGCAAACAGAACAGCUUCGAACUCAAGGUGUGCGGCUCUUGAUCUGUUUCUAUUGAAUAUAGUUUCUUACUUUCUUCUUUCUUAACAUUAACUUUUGAGAUUAACGUAAAAAUACAAAAACCCUGACUGACGUGAUCUGAAGCUUUCAACGUUUCGUUCUACCGUCAUAUGAAAGAAACACGCCUUAUUUUGAGAAAUGGCAGUGAAAAGCUUUUCAAAAUUUGCAGGUAAGCAAACUGUCUCCAGAAGCUAAGAAGGCGCAUGUGGAGCUGGAAAACCUGCGAAAAAUGAAGCAGCAGGUGUACAGCGCGCUGUCCAGUACGGUCAAACGCGAACUCGCCUCUCUCUACAGGUGAGGAAGCAAUCAUUCAGUUGCGCUCCAGGGAAAAAUUAAAGAGCGAAAUGUCCUCGAGGCAACGUUUGGGACAACGGCGAACUGGACGCCGAAGAAAUCCAGUUGGCCUGUUCGAGCGGUUUGUGAAAGAGAAUAAUACCUUGAUUGACUACCCGAAGUACAGCUCCGGAAGAACGCACAUCAAUAGCGACUUCCACUACUACACUGACCCCGAUGACGUCAUCGUCUGUAUCUCCAACGACUUCGCAGUCGACGACUUCUUCAGCGUCUUGGGGCAAACUGAACGUCACCGCGGCUCCGUCGACCGAAACCACGUCAUCUGAGUCGACGUCCAUUUUCUUGUCGUCGUCUGCCGUGCCGUUGAUUCCUCCAAGGCCACGCGGCAUCAACAACGGCUUCACCUCUUCUAACAACGCCUCCACAAGAACUUUUGUCGAAGAUCCUUCCAAACUAACUUAUUUAAUGCGAAAACUCUUUCCUCACAAUUUCAUAAUUUAG